This is a messenger RNA of Closterium sp. NIES-65, 4194 nucleotides long. Lineage: Eukaryota; Viridiplantae; Streptophyta; Zygnematophyceae; Desmidiales; Closteriaceae. The record is from the annotation of a GenBank genome assembly.
AUGGAGCCGGAUGGGAGCAUCGAGUCGGCGUCGGUGAUCCGCGUGGUGGUGCUGCAGGUGGGCGAAAUCACCGCGUCCGCCUUCCGCACCUACUCCAGCCUCAUCAUGAAACACAGAGUGAUGCCGCUGCAGGGCGUGUUCGGAUACUACAAGGAGCACCAGAAGAGCCCGUUCUCGCACCAGCCGUGGACGACAGGGUCGCUGCGCUUCAACUUCAUUCUGGGCGGCAGCAGCCGCAGCCCCUGGCAGGAGUUCGUGGCGCAGCGCAAGAUUCACGGGGUGAUAGGGGUGUGCCACUGCCCGCGCAUGCCAGACACGGCAGCAGCGUACGAGGAGUUUGUGCUGGCGUGCAAGGCGUACCCCCUCGCGCAGGUCAAGCGCUGCAUCGCCUUCGACCCCAACACAGAGCAGCUGGCAGAGGAGGACCCGCAGCGGCGCAACCUGGUGAUUCUGUCGGGGGCGGAUCAGCAGCGGCUGGAGGCGCUGCUGGUGUCGGUGAUGCAUGACUUUGCAGCGUGUGUGCUCAUGGCGCUUGAGAGCUGGGUGCUGCAUGUUGAUCCCAUUGCCGCUAUCUUCCUCUCCCCGCUUGACAACCCCAACGUCACACCCAAUGAGGAUGCGGCACGGCUGAAGAAGAAGCGGCUGGCGCGCAUUCAGAAGGCCAUCGGCGACUACUGCCUGCUGGCGGGCUCGCCCCUGGAUGCACGCAGCCACUACGGCACGGCCAUCGAGCUCGGGCGCCUCACCAACAGCACCGACCCCCUCUGGCUUGCCGGGGCUUUAGAGGGGCACGUCAGCACUCUGGCCGUGGAGAAGGGGCGGUGGGACGAGGAGUUGGAGGAGGAGAUUCGAACCAAGUACAGCGAGAUCGUGCCACUCUACCGCAAGGCGGGUGCAAUGAUCUUUGAGCUCGAAGCUCUCAUCAAGGUCGCCAGGUUUAUCUGCCGCAAGGAGAUGGCACGCGACGUGGUGGAUUUACUGGCACAGGCGGUGGAGACGGGGCGAGGGCUGCAGAACCCCAGCGACCUCCUCGUGCUCUACAUUGAGGUGGCGCGCAUUUUCCAGCAGCUGGGCUACGAGCGCAAGGCGGCAUUCUUCACGCGGCAGGUGGCCAAGCUGUACGAGCAGCAGGAGUCGCGCUUCGCCGCUGUCAGCGCACUGCAGGUGCUCGCGCUGGCGUCCACGUCCUACAAGGUGCAGUCGCUCGCGCUCUCCCCCGUGCCCUCUCCGGCCCUCCCUGAAUCGUUGGCCCAAGCGCUCACAUCGGCCAGUGAGAGGCUGCCAGCUGGCACUCGCUGCCCAGACCUUGCUCUUCCCUUUGUCAGGUUCCAUGCGUUCGCAACAGCCCCCCAGCAGACCCAAGUCGUGAAGCGCACGCGAGGCAAGCGCGACUGGUGGGUGGGGGCAGGCGGGGGGGGGCCAUUCAUCUACACGCCGUUCACCACGCGGGCGGCCAACGUGAAGCCCGACAUGGUGUGGAUCGUGGGCGAGGUGGCUCAAGUCAUCAUCGAGCUCUCCAACCCCUGCGCCUGCGCUGUCGAUAUCGAAUCCAUCUACCUGAAUGUGGAUGGGGACUUUCAGCCGUUCCCCGCGUCGCUCUCUCUGCGGCCGAAUACCUACUCUCAUCUGCUCACGCUCUCUGGCUUGCCGCGGUCGCCGGGGGUGAUUACGGUCCUGGGCUGUUUCCUGCAGUCGUUCGGGGUUCUUACGGACCAUCGAUUCGCCGACACGACGAUCACGACCGUUGCUGCGGCGGCAGGGAGUGCGGGGUCGGGAGCAGGGCUGCCGUUGAUUCCGGGCGUGGGUCUGGUGGAUCCUUUUUCGCCCGCUGCUGCUGCGUCUGUGGCUGCUAAUUCCGCUGCAGCAGCUGCUACAGCCACUCCUCUAUCCGCCCCCACUAUCUCUGCCACCUCCUCUCUCUCUGCAGCGGCAGCGAGUGUCGACACUGCGGUUAAGAGCGGUGCCAGCGCUGGGCGGGGAUUCUUGGCCUCCUCUCCCAUCCCGUCCACCUCCGUCCUGCCCGUGCUCGAUAUUUCUGUGCUGCCCGAGCUUCCGCUAUUGGUCGCCACGGCGGAGGACGGCGACGGGGCAGCCGCGGUUCUUUUUGACGGGGAGGUCCGGGAAAUUUCGGUCAAGCUGGUAAAUUCCAGUCGAGUGCCCGUAGUAGACGCAUUUGUUUCUGUUGCAGGCAGGCAAAAGCGGCACCUGAUCGUUCUCGGGCAGGAAAAACUUGCAGCAGCGCUGCCCCUGCUUCCGGGAGCUGCAGUCACCCUGCCCGUGAAAAUCGUGGCCCAGUUCCAGCCAGAGAGUUCGGAGGACGACGAGGAUGAUGUGGGAGGGGGGGAGGGCGGAGGGGGGGCAGAGCAGAGCACGAGCAGCAAGGAGGAAGACACAGUGAACCUGGUCGUGCAUUAUGCAGGCCCCGACAAAGAUCCCGAGAGUGAUCCCGCCACCCCAGCAGCACCAACCCCUGCCUCCAAAUCUGGAGCUACCAGUAAGGAGAAGGGGAAGGAGAAGGAGAAGGGGAAGGAGAAGGAGAAGGGGAAGGAGAAGGAGAAGGGGAAGGAGAAGGAGAAGGAGAAGGGGAAGGAGAAGGGGAAGGACGAUGCGGUGCCCGGGCGGCGGCUGUCGUUCCCCAUCAACCUGUGUGUGCGGCGCGGCCUGUCCCUUGUGCGUGCCCGUCUGCUCGUCACGGGAGGCGUCACUCCCGCCGUGCAGUCCGAUGGGGGGGUCGCCACCACCUCUGCUGCCGGUGGCGGUGCUGCUGGUGGUGCUGCCAACCUUGCUGCGUCUGGCCGUGGUGGUGGGGCUGGGGCAGGCUUGACGUGGGGUUCCCAGGCAAAAGGGUUAGGAGCGACGGGGGGAGGAGCAGGAGUGAGGAAGGCAGUGGGAGAGAUGGAGGUGCCGGUGAGGCAGGCCAAGGGACUGAGGCUGCUGGAUCUGGAGGUGUGGAACGGCACUGACUCUGCCUUUGAUGUCUCCGUGCUCGUUGACCCCCCCGCCCCCCACGACCAACCCAGCACUCCCGCUGGUGCUGCUGGUGCUACCGCCACUGGCACAGCUACAGGAGGAGCAACAAACGCAGCGCCGGCAGCAUCAGCAGCAUCGGCAGCUUCAGGGUCUUUGCUUGCCGCCAGUCUACUCCCCCCCGCAUCCAACCUUCAGGCCUCUCUAGAGGAAGCUUCCCUCCUCGCCUCGGGCGGCUCCGUCUCACACUCCCGCAUCGGACGAGACUGCGCCGCCCGCCUGCUCAUCCCGCUCGGCGGAUUCGAUUCCCUCCUGGGCUCCGAGGCGGAGGCCGCCCUGGCAGUACUCCACCACGAGGAGCAGACGGGCGGCGACACCACUGUGCGGCGCCAGCUGGCACUGGGCCUCGGGCCAAUCCCGUCGCCGUUCACAACCAUCAUCAACGCGAUAUGCUCGCGGGUGAAGGUGCGGUGGCUGUCUGCAAGGAACUGCCGCGGGGAGGUGAGGAUUAGAGAGGCGGUGCGGGCGGUGGUGGAGAGUCAGGCUGUGGCAGUGCUGCUGCCUGAUCCUCUAGCGUUUUCAUUCCGAGUCACUGCUCCUCCUCUCACUGCUGCUGCUGCUGCUGGGGUUGGAAGUGCUGGGAGCGGUGGCAAUGAGCGGAGGGAAACGUCAGGGCUAGCGGCUGGUGAUGGUGGUGCUGCGAGGGAAGGAGGGAGUGGGGUAGGGGGAGCUGCAAACGCGGAUGGAGGAGGGGCAGGAGGAGGAGGGGGGGCGGGGUUCAGUGUGACGAGUGCGUUGGAGUUCACAACAGUGGAGCUGACAGUGACCAAUCAGAGCAAGGGCAAGCUGGCCGUGAGCGUGAGCGUGACGUGUCGCGACGUGACUGGCGAGACGUGCGUGGGGGAGGCCACUCAGAAGCAGCACGUCAUGUGGGCAGGCACACUAAACGGCAUCGAUGCCACAUUGGACCCUGGCCAGUCGCUGCACCACAAGCUGAGCCUGUGCUUCCUCGUGCCCGGCGAGUACACACUCUUCGCAGCAGCAGUGGUGGACAACCAGGGCCCCUCGCCCACCUCCCUCCUCGCCUCACACGCACAGCUAGCGGGGCGAGCGGGGCACACGCAGAACCCCAACCCAUGGUGGGCCGUGCUGGAUGCUAGCCGGCGCCCACAGACCAUCUGCUGCACCAGCCUGCCGCAUGCCAUCACUGUGCUCGGCGCUGCGUAG